UCGGUUAAACCCUUUUCUUCCAUAACGCAAAUCAAGGGCAGCGCGAGAAACCCUAUUCGGCAAUCCCUUCUUCACCCACUAAUUCCAGUCUUGGAGAGUUGAAGAGAGAGAAUCCAUGGCCAACAAUCCUUCGCAGCUCCUCCCAUCAGAGUUGAUAGAUAGGUGCAUAGGGUCGAAGAUAUGGGUGAUAAUGAAAGGCGACAAGGAACUCGUCGGCACUCUUAGGGGUUUCGACGUCUACGUCAACAUGGUCCUAGAAGACGUCACUGAAUAUGAAAUCACCACUGAAGGGCGACGUAUAACGAAGCUUGACCAGAUUUUGCUUAAUGGAAACAACAUUGCCAUUCUGGUCCCUGGUGGUUCCCCUGAUCCGGAAUAAGCAUCGCAUCCCUUUCCCCAUCUGACCUUCAAGAAAGUCUGCUUUUGCCAAAUUGAGCUUUGCAUGGUUGUCCAAAGGAGGCUUGGGACAUGGUCAUGGGAGAAUGGAUGUUGCGGACACUCACCAUGCUGGAUAUUUGUGACUGUUGUGAUUAGAAUAGCGUUUCUAUUUAAGUUCAGGUACCUUUAGCUUGUCAAUACUCUACCCUGAGGAGAACAGCAUAUGGUAAUGAUUUGAAUUAGAAAGAAAUCUAGAUUUGAAAGUCAAGUUGGAUCAUUCUGCGUGAAUGUGCAGUCCUGAUUGCACACUAACUGCAGCGGAGGGAGAAAUGGAAAAAAGAAAAUAUAAUCUGAAUCAUUUUCAUCGGAUAUGUUAGCCUCUGAUGAAAAAUGUCUAAAUGCUCGACUGUAUGUUCACCUACUAUUUAAUGGCUACCUACUAAAGCAGAUGAAUUGUACCACUGCUUCUGUAUUUCUUUUAUUUGAUGUGGCAACAAAGAGCCUGUAUUGUCAUUGCAACAGGAAACUGGUGAAUGACUAUUAGCAUUUGCUUAUUUAUUUAUUUUUUUAGUUUAAUGGUUAGAGAUGUCUGGGUCAGGUUGAG
This is a messenger RNA of Ilex paraguariensis (yerba mate), 982 nucleotides long. NCBI's taxonomy places the organism in Eukaryota, Viridiplantae, Streptophyta, Magnoliopsida, Aquifoliales, Aquifoliaceae. The record is from the annotation of a GenBank genome assembly.